AUCUUCCCACUUCCCUCCUUCACCCUCACACCAUACCCUCGCGCCUCCCAUCCCUACCACCUCUCCCACACCAACCAGCAACCAUGAAGCUCCUCCUCUACUUCCUGCCCUCCCUCGUCGCCGUGCAAGCCGGCUGGCUAGGCGCCUCCUCCGAGCUUGCCCUCUCCAACGACACCGACGUACCCGGCGAGAACCCGCUCAAACACUGUGCAGACCCCAAGGACGACAUCCUCGAUCUCGAGAGCGUAGACAUUUCCCCCAAUCCUCCUCUUCCCGGCACCCCACUCAAAAUCGUCGCAACGGGCAACCUGACGCAAAAGGUGGAAGAGGGCGCCACCAUCGCACUGCAAGUCAAGUACGGGCUCAUCACCAUCAUCAAGCAGACCGCCGAUCUGUGCGAGACGGUCAAGAACGUCGACCUCAAGUGCCCGCUCGAGGUGGGCGAGUUGACGAUUGAGAAGGAGGUGGACCUGCCCAAGGUCAUCCCGCCGGGCAAGUACCAUGUCAUUGCCGAUGUGCAGACCAAGGACGACGAGAAGGUGACCUGUUUGACGGCCGAUGUUGAAUUCAAGAGGGGUGGUGGUGGAGAUGCGUUGAAGUUCAAGCAGGAUAUGUAGAAGCGAGAGUAAUGGUGGGCGAGACUUGGAGUACGAAGUUCCCAGGCAAUGGCGGCGGAGUUGUGUGCAUUGCGGACGGCGCAAGGACGACGCAUGUUCAUUGGUGGCCGAGAGUAAUAUCUUUAAUAGUGCGACAUGAACGAGGAUAAUCCGCUGUAAAUACGCGAU
Messenger RNA from Neohortaea acidophila, 785 nucleotides. Its product is annotated as ML domain-containing protein. Gene Ontology annotation, molecular function: sterol binding. Lineage: Eukaryota; Fungi; Ascomycota; Dothideomycetes; Mycosphaerellales; Teratosphaeriaceae. The record is from RefSeq and is a predicted model, not a curated record. The coding region runs from base 84 to 617 and encodes 177 amino acids. The transcript is spliced from 2 exons. Gene Ontology annotation, biological process: intracellular sterol transport.